AUGGAUUCUUCAGUUGUUGAGGUCAUAACAAUCGGUCUUUCUGUUAAGAUCAGUCGCAGCGAUGGGCGGAUACAUGCUGCCAGUGUGAAAACUGUCCAUCCUAUGAAAGGAACCGUGUCAGUGGAAUGGCAAGAAAACUCUAUAACCAAGGGGAAAGAAGUGGAUUUCAUGGAAUUGUGGAACCUGAACAAAGAACAUUUUGAAUACCUGAAGUCCGCCAGUCAGCCCAACCCAAAACCUGAAACCAGACUUAGUUCAAAAAUACCUGCUGUGCCUGAGUCUGCCAUUGGAACUCCCUCUGAAGGGUCCGAUCCGGUCUCCAGGAAGUCGGCUGUGCGCCGCACGUGUUUGAUGCAGCCAGGCUUUUCUCAGUCCGAGCCCUCUACCUUUGAAGAUGGCCUGUCAGCUGAGCCGCCCAGACCAUCCAUCCCCCGGCCAGGUGGGAGUUACGCUCAAAGGAAGAAAGGUCUGUCUAGGCCGACAUCAUUCCUGCCACAGGUGCCUGAAGUAAGCAUGGACAGCGGUGUUACGCCCUCCGUGUCCCACGCCGGCCCCACUGUCAGUUCAGGAAGACGGAAGUCUGAGGGUAGACUCGAAGCUGAAAAAAUGAGAAACAAACGGGAGGCAUCUCAAGUGAAGAAUGAAGAACUGCGGCCCAAGCGAGGGAAGGAAAACAUGAAUCGGCCUCACUGGCAGUUUUACAAGAUGAUUGAAGAAUACAGAGAGACUUUAGAACAAGUACCCCUUUCCACCUCUGAUCCUAUUGAAGAUCACAGAAUUUGUGUGUGUGUUCGGAAGCGCCCACUCAACAAACAAGAGGUGGCCAGGAAAGAAAUCGAUGUGGUAUCGGUACCUGGAAAGGGGGUUCUCCUCCUUCAUGAACCAAAGCAAAAAGUGGACCUUACCAAGUACCUGGAGAACCAGCUCUUCAAAUUUGAUUACUCCUUUGAUGAAACUACAUCCAAUGACAUUGUUUACAGAUUCACAGCCAAGCCACUGGUUCAGACCAUUUUUGAAGGGGGAAUGGCAACUUGUUUUGCGUAUGGACAGACUGGAAGUGGGAAAACUCACACAAUGGGAGGAGAUUUUUCUGGGAAAAACCAAAACAGCUCUAAAGGCAUCUACGCCUUGGCAGCACAAGAUGUGUUUGCCCUUCUGAGCCAGAGAAGGUACUCCAGUAUGGGCCUAGACCCUUAUGUGACAUUUUUUGAAAUCUACAAUGGCAAGUUGUUUGAUCUGCUGAAUAAAAAAGCCAAACUGCGUGUGCUGGAAGAUGGAAAGCAGCAGGUCCAGGUUGUGGGCCUUCGGGAGAUGUACGUCUCGUCUGUCAAGGACGUCAUCAAGAUGAUCGAAAUGGGGAGCGCGUGCAGGACGUCUGGACAGACCUUUGCGAACUCCAACUCGUCCCGGUCCCAUGCGGUGCUGCAGAUUAUCCUGCGCCAAAGGAACAGGCUCCAUGGGAAGUUCUCCCUGGUGGACCUGGCCGGGAACGAGCGGGGCACCGACGUCAGCAGCAACGACAGGCAGACCCUUGUGGAGACGGCCGAAAUCAACCGCAGCCUCCUGGCAUUGAAGGAGUGCAUCCGUUCCCUGGGGAAGAACAGCGAACACAUUCCCUUCAGAAUGAGCAAACUGACCCAUGUGCUGAGGGACUCCUUCAUAGGCGAGAACUCCAAGACAUGCAUGAUUGCUAUGAUCUCUCCUGGGAUGGGCUCCUGUGACUACACUCUGAAUACUCUCCGAUAUGCAGACAGAGUGAAAGAACUGAAUGGAGCAUCGAAUGGAAAUGAUUCGGAUGAUAAAAAGAUGGAGAUAGAGGAGGAUGAAGAGGAUACAGUCACACCGAUGACCAGCAUGUACGAAGCUGUGUCUCAGGUCUCCGAGAUGGAGGACCGAGUUUUUGAGGAGCUGCAGAAAGCCAGUCAGUUCCUGAAGACUAUGGAGCAACCAACCUAUGACACUGUUGCCGUUGCAGCAGAGCUUGUGGACUAUGCAAAAAGACUGCAAGAGUCUGUCCAGGCCUUUCAGUCUGCCCUGGAAAGCGAGGAACUGGCAAGGAUGUCACCCAGACAGGGGCACCUCUGA
Megalops cyprinoides (Indo-Pacific tarpon) is the source of this 2085-nucleotide messenger RNA. RefSeq names its product kinesin family member 2C (gene kif2c). Gene Ontology annotation, biological process: microtubule-based movement. The coding region runs from base 1 to 2085 and encodes 694 amino acids. The transcript is spliced from 22 exons. The record is from RefSeq and is a predicted model, not a curated record. Gene Ontology annotation, molecular function: ATP binding; microtubule motor activity; microtubule binding. Lineage: Eukaryota; Metazoa; Chordata; Actinopteri; Elopiformes; Megalopidae.